AUGGACAUAUAUGGACCAAUGGUCCGCGCCAACUGCACCAACUCAGUCGACAGUGGGCGCCACCGAACGUUGUGGAAACUCUGCCUAACUGGCUUUACGCCCGAUGAAGAGGGCGAGUACAGGUUAAUUCAAAGAUACCUUACCGAACUCGAGGCCCACGAAAACAUCUCGUGGGUCUCGUACUCACUCCCAGCUGAACCAGACUUGAAGGUGGCGAUCAGGGGUAUCCCGGUUGACACAACUCCAGAGGACAUCAUUGCCGGCCUAUGCGUCCUAUCCGCGUUCGCAGAGGCCGCCCGGGAUGUAUCUUCUUCACGCAGAUCAGGCGCACACCGGAUCUCAUCCCUGCAAUCUACAACAUGGAAGAACUUCUCUGCAUGCCCGGUGUCACCGUGGAGGCGUGGCGUAGCAGGAAGGGCCCCGCACCAUCCUUCAGGCACUCAUUGCACUAAUGCCACCGGCCCAUCGCCUGCGUAA
Pieris macdunnoughi is the source of this 477-nucleotide messenger RNA. Lineage: Eukaryota; Metazoa; Arthropoda; Insecta; Lepidoptera; Pieridae. The record is from the annotation of a GenBank genome assembly.